Molecule: messenger RNA, 1139 nt
Organism: Limulus polyphemus (Atlantic horseshoe crab)
Lineage: Eukaryota; Metazoa; Arthropoda; Merostomata; Xiphosura; Limulidae
Product: ribosome biogenesis protein BRX1 homolog
Exons: 11
Coding region: 86-1027 (313 amino acids)
Biological process (GO): ribosomal large subunit assembly; rRNA processing
Cellular component (GO): nucleolus
Molecular function (GO): rRNA binding
Source: RefSeq, a predicted model, not a curated record
UAAAAGAAGAAGUCACUGGCCCUGUUCAGGCAUAGCUAUCUCUGCUUUAAAACUGCUGAUCAGAGAUGGCACUAGUGUGAAAAAUAUGGCGAGGAGUAAAGCUAAACGAAAAGCACAUGUUGUAGAAAAAGAAGAGAAAAGCGAUGUAGACAUUAAAAAUGUUCCCCCAUCACGGUUAUCUGAUGAACCACCACCCAAAAAAGUAAGGUGGACCAAUAAGCAAAGAGUACUGAUAUUCGCAUCUAGAGGUAUUACUUAUCGUGACCGUCAUCUAAUGCAAAAUUUGCAGUCCUUGCUUCCUCAUUCAAGGAAAGAGUCAAAAAUGGAGAAAAAAGACUCGUUGUUUGUUAUAAAUGAGAUAUGUGAAAUGAAAAAUUGUAAUAAAUCUAUAUAUUUUGAAAACAAGAAAAAAGAAGACCUCUACAUGUGGGUAUCUAAUGUACCAAGAGGACCAUCUGCUAAGUUUCUUGUUCAGAAUGUGCAUACAAUGGAGGAACUGAAAUUAACAGGGAACUGUCUGAAAGGCUCAAGGCCUUUGCUUUCAUUUGAUAAGAAUUUUGACAAGGUUCCUCAUUUUUCACUUUUAAAAGAGCUACUAGUACAGGUCUUUGGUACACCAUACCAUCAUCCUAAAAGUCAGCCUUUCACAGAUCAUGUCUUUACUUUCUCCAUCCUUGAUAACAGAAUCUGGUUCAGAAAUUAUCAGAUAAUGGAAGAAGAUGGCUCCCUCGUGGAGAUUGGACCCAGGUUUGUCUUGAAUCCAAUUAAGAUUUUUGAGGGAAGUUUUGGUGGACCAGUCUUGUACAGUAAUCCCAAGUACAUUUCUCCAAAUGUUCAUCGGGCAAUGUUGAAGAAAAUGUCUUCAGGCCGUUAUAAGGAUCGAGCAGAACAUAAAGAGUUUACUAGAAACAGGAAGCCUGAAAAGUCAUACAACCUAGACCCUCUAGAUGAAAUAUUCACAACAAUACCACCUGAAGAAGCCAAGGGAAUUGCCAAGAAGACGUUUUUUAGAAGAAAGAAAUCAUGAAUAUAUAUAUAUAUGGUUUUUCAUAGUCAAAAAUCAACUGAUGUUUUGGAAUGGGAGAACCAUUGUACAUCACAUUAUUGAGGGCUUAUUAAAAUAUGUUUUUUAAAUUGUA